This is a messenger RNA of Eublepharis macularius, 3405 nucleotides long. It is a transcript of the gene SLC40A1, whose product is annotated as solute carrier family 40 member 1. The record is from RefSeq and is a predicted model, not a curated record. Gene Ontology annotation, biological process: iron ion transmembrane transport. Gene Ontology annotation, molecular function: iron ion transmembrane transporter activity; peptide hormone binding. NCBI's taxonomy places the organism in Eukaryota, Metazoa, Chordata, Lepidosauria, Squamata, Eublepharidae. Gene Ontology annotation, cellular component: basolateral plasma membrane. Bases 249 to 2012 code for a protein of 587 amino acids. The transcript is spliced from 8 exons.
CGGCGGCCGGAGCCAGGAGGGCCAGCGGACGGAGCUUCGCAGCGCGCCGACGGAGCGGGGCGGCGGGCGCCCCUUUCGCAGCCCAGCGGGUCCCUCGCCGCCGCCUGCCCAUAAGGCCUCCGCUUUCCCGCUUCAGCUACAGUGCUAGCUAAGUGGGGAAAGACCCACCGCGAGAGAAGCCCCUUUGCGCCCCGCUGGCUCGCCGCCUGCAGAGGAGGGAGCCCGAGGCGCCCCGGAGAGCGACAGCCAUGGCCCGGCCCGGCGCGGACUCGCAGCCCGACAGCCGGGGAUGCUGCGGAUCUUGUGGUAAUUACUUAACAUCUGCCAGAUUCCUCCUAUACCUUGGGCAUGCCCUGUCCACUUGGGGGGAUCGCAUGUGGCAUUUUGCAGUGUCUGUCUUCCUGGUUGAACUGUAUGGAAACAGCCUACUUUUGACGGCCGUUUAUGGACUGGUCGUGGCAGGGUCUGUCCUGCUUCUGGGAGCCAUUAUUGGAGACUGGGUAGACAAGAACUCGAGGCUUAAAGUGGCCCAGACAUCCUUAAUUGUGCAGAACGCAUGCGUCAUUUUAUGCGGCAUUCUUCUGAUGAUGGUCUUCUUGUUUAAGACUGAGCUGGUGGCCUUGUAUCAAGGUUGGCUCCUUACCCUGUGCUAUAUUCUGGUCAUCACAAUUGCCAACAUCGCCAAUCUGGCCAGCACUGCAACAGCGAUUACCAUACAGAGGGACUGGGUGGUCGUCGUGGCGGGCGAUAACAGAAGCAAGCUUGCAGGUAUGAAUGCUACAAUACGAAGAAUUGAUCAGCUGACCAAUAUCUUGGCUCCGCUGGCUGUUGGGCAGAUCAUGACCUUUGGAUCACCGGUGAUUGGCUGUGGUUUCAUUUCCGGCUGGAACUUGGUGUCCAUGUGCGUAGAAUAUCUGCUGCUCUGGAAAGUUUACCAGAAAACCCCUGCCUUGGCUCACAAAGCCAGUGCCAAGAACGAGGUGUCGGAAUUGAAGCAGCUGAACAUCCAGAAAGAGGGUGAAUCGAAGCCCAACGAAGGAGUCAAGUUGAUUGAUGGGAACGAUGUGACCAUCUUCGAGCCUCCAGAAGAGGAAGUCUCGUUUUGCUCUCGGAUAGCAGAGCCUUUCAGUACCUUCCGUGACGGAUGGGUCGCUUACUACAACCAGCCGGUGUUCCUUGCAGGCCUGGGCCUUGCGUUCCUGUACAUGACUGUUUUGGGCUUUGACUGCAUCACCACCGGCUACGCAUAUACUCAGGGACUGAGUGGUUCCACUCUAAGCCUCCUCAUGGGGGCGUCGGCCAUAACUGGAAUCAUGGGCACAGUCGCUUUCACUUGGCUGCGCCGUAGGUGUGGUUUGGUUCGCACCGGCAUCAUCUCUGGGAUCGCCCAGUUUGCCUCUCUGGUCUUCUGUGUGAUUUCAGUCUUCAUGCCGGGAAGUCCUUUGGACCUAUCCGUUUCCCCGUUCACAGACAUCAGUGCCAGAUUGUUCGAAAGCAGCCCGCUUCCAACUAUGGCGCCUGAAGCUGCGGUACCUGAAAUGCCCUUGACAACCGCCAUGCCCGUCUUGGCAAACGGAUCUGCGUUUGUGAACGGGUCCGAUCCAGGGAUGAGUCCCAGCUCUGUGCCUCUUGUCUCUGUGAGCCUCCUGUUUACAGGAGUCAUUGCUGCUAGAAUCGGCUUAUGGUCUUUUGACCUGACGGUCACACAACUACUCCAGGAAAACGUGAUCGAGUCAGAAAGAGGUAUUAUCAACGGCGUCCAAAACUCCAUGAAUUACCUCAUGGACCUGUUGCAUUUCAUCAUGGUUAUUCUAGCUCCUAACCCGGAAGCUUUUGGAUUGUUGGUUCUUAUUUCCGUUUCCUUUGUCGCUAUGGGCCACCUCAUGUAUUUUCGCUUUGCUCAAACAACUCUGGGGAGCAGCGUCUUUCUGUGUUGUUCCCGUGAGCCAAAGGUGGCAGUUACCGAUGACCCGUCGUCGCCUUCUGAUGCUUCUGAAUCCCUGAGUGCCUAGAGAAGUUCCUCUUCUUGUCAGCUCUUGUUUUUACAGCCCAUGUAAAAUUAUGUGCUAUAUUAUGGCUUGGAGCAACUGGCACUCCUCGGGAGUAGGGGUGCUCAACGCUCCACCUAUCCAAGCUUGUAACCAGUCCUGCUUCCUCUCCCCCAGUACCCCAUGCCCUUGGUCAGUUGUCCCAAGUGUGGAUAUUUUCCAGUUAGCAGUGACACAGCUUAUUUAUUCAAAGGGAGACUUCAUGAGGAGCUUAAAAAUUAACUACAAAUUAAAGACAGAUUAGAUACAAGGAACUCAUUUUGAGUUCUCUCAAAUCCUAGUAUUAAUGAUUGGGGGUCAGGGAGGAUAUUAAAGACCAUUAUGUGUAAUAUGACCAGGGUUCCUCCCACCCCUCCAUGUAACAUAGGUGUAUUGUGUUUUUGCCUCUGAAAGGAAAUGAAUUGCUGAUAAGUGUGACCAAAAUGGUACACAAAUGGAAUAAAAAAGGUUAUGUGCUUUAUAAAUUGCUCAAGCUCUGACAUACGCUUGGGGGAAAAAAUACAGGAACAACCUUUUCUGUGAUGUUUAUCAUGGUUUAACUUUGGAGAAAACAUCUUUGUUGCUUUAAUAUACUACUCGGCAAAUAAGAAAUAGUGCAAAAUAACAUAGAAUAUACAUGUAGCACUUCCUAGGAACUGAGAAUUGCCUGGUGUUGGCAGAAGCUAUAUGUGUAUUGUAGCAUUGUUAAGCAUAGUGCUUUUUUUCUUUAGAAAUACCGUAUUUUCUAUACUUUGGAUUCACAAUAAUAAGGACCAGAUAAUCUAAGUCCAAGGCACAAGGACAUAUGAUACACAGAGAGAACUUCAGUUCUAAGAGGCCUUUCCCCCCAAAUAUUGAACAGGUACUUGAGCUGAAAAUCUCAAACCACUUAUAUUAGGGUACCCCACUGACGUUCCAAAAAGUGUUCUGAUCUAAAAUAUUGGAGGAUUGUAGCUGACGUAUACUCCAUUAGUAACUUCUCUACAUUUCUCUUAGAAAUGAAUGGAAACUGUUCCGAGGGUAUGUUCUUUUGCCAAGGCGUGUACAGGCAGUAUUUCUGAAUGGAUUGUACCCCUGUUUUGUUUUGUUUUAAAGUGAGAAAUACUUUUGAGGUGAACAUAGCAUGUUAGCACAUGAUAAUCCAAAUGUAAUGAAAUGCAAAAAAAAAAAAAGAUCCUGAUCCUCAUGUGUUACAAGCAUGUUUCACACAUGCAGUUGCACAUGAUGCUGCCACUCGCUGAACAGAGGGUUGGCACUGUUGCCUUUUGACAAUGCAAAAGUGUGAACUGACUGUGCCUAUCAGGGCUUUUUUUCUGGGAAAAGAGUUGGUGGAACUCAGGGGGUUGCCCUCGGAGAAAAUGGUCACAUGGCCAGUGGC